Molecule: messenger RNA, 6393 nt
Organism: Myxocyprinus asiaticus (Chinese sucker)
Lineage: Eukaryota; Metazoa; Chordata; Actinopteri; Cypriniformes; Catostomidae
Product: aspartate--tRNA ligase, mitochondrial-like
Exons: 17
Coding region: 557-2566 (669 amino acids)
Biological process (GO): aspartyl-tRNA aminoacylation
Cellular component (GO): cytoplasm; mitochondrion
Molecular function (GO): ATP binding; nucleic acid binding; aspartate-tRNA ligase activity
Source: RefSeq, a predicted model, not a curated record
UACGAAUCGAUUGAUGUGGGUGGGGAGAGUUAUUUCUAUACUAAAUCGUAUCCUGAUGAAAUUCAGAAAUAUAAGUAAAUUGUGUCAAAUACUUAAAUAUUAUGAUAUUGACGUGUAAUACGCACUAUUAAUUAUUAUAUUUAAAAAUUCAGAAUCGAUUAAGUUGAGUUUGACUAGUCGUGUCGAAGCGUUACGUGCGCCGAGCUGGAGAAAGUCCACAACUAUAGUGAUCUAUGCUACAAGAUAGUACAUUUCAAACGGUAUUAUGAAUGAAAACAUGCGAAAGCGUUUAUUUUGAUAUGCCCUAUGAAUUUCUAUUUAUGGGUUCGUGGAAUUUGCGGUUGUGUACAAUGGACGGAUAAGGGAAGUAAAGGGGAAGGUGACUGUCAGUCCUACAUUACUGCAAUAGUGUAAUUGGGCUAAUUAUAUAUAAAUCCACAUUGGCUAUAAACAUGCACGCACAAAAUAAUUUAGAGAUCUAGAGAUUUUUUCAAGUUCAUCAAGCUUUAAUUUAGCUAGAUAGAGAUUGAGGCUCCACGAACUUAAAGACUUUAUAAUGGCAUACAAAUACAGAUCAUUAUUUCUAAGAUCAGCCCAACAGGUCUUCAGGUAUUCACCCUGUGUGGUGUGUAUGAAUAGCAAAAGCUCCUUGCCUGCCACCAACCAUUUUUAUGCCAUAAAACCAGUUUUCCCCACCCUGGCAUGGACUUAUAACUUCUCUAGAAGCUGCACAAGUUAUACUUCAGGUCAAAGCCGUUUUUCUUUGAGGACCCACACAUGUGGAGAAUUGUGCUCCAGUCAUAUAGACGAAGAGGUUACUUUAUGCGGCUGGAUUCAGUACUUGAGACAAGAUCUUUUUGUGAUCUUGAGAGACUUCAGCGGAUUGGUGCAAAUUUUUAUCCCACAGGAUGAGUCCAAAUCUGAACUGAAGAAUGCUUUUCUUGGCCUCACAGUGGAGUCUGUCAUCAUGGUCAAAGGAAGGGUCAGGCGUAGACCAGACGGACAGGAGAAUAAGAAAAUGUUUACUGGAGAAAUUGAGGUCUGCGCUAAGAGCAUGGAAGUGUUGAAUGCCUGCCGAAAACUGCCUUUUGAAAUUAAAGAGUUUGUCAAAAAAUCAGAAGCCCUACGGAUGCAAUAUCGCUAUCUUGAUCUUCGAUCAUCCAGAAUGCAGUACAAUUUAAGACUACGAUCACAAAUGGUGAUGAAAAUGAGGGAUUACCUUUGCAAUUUUCAUGGAUUUGUGGACGUUGAAACACCAACAUUGUUUAAAAGAACACCUGGGGGUGCCAAAGAGUUUGUGGUGCCAUCUGGAGACCCUGGGAAGUUCUACUCUCUUCCACAGAGCCCACAGCAGUUCAAACAGCUUCUUAUGGUGGCUGGCAUAGACCGGUACUUUCAGCUUGCUCGCUGCUACAGAGACGAGGGCUCCAAGCCUGACAGACAGCCUGAAUUCACACAGGUUGAUAUUGAGAUGUCCUUUGUGGACCAAGCUGGAGUCAUGAAUUUGAUUGAAGGCUUGCUCCAAUACUCCUGGCCAGAGGACAAAGGACAGAUUAAUGUUGCCUUUCCCACCAUAACUUAUGAGGAGGCCAUGAGAGACUACGGAGUUGACAAACCAGACACUAGAUUUGGGAUGAAGCUUGUGGAUGUCACAACAGCAUUCCAAGGUACACAGAUCGAUUUCAUCAAGGAUGUACUCCUUCAGUCAGGGGGCUGCGUUCAGGCCAUCUGUGUUCCAGAGGGAAUGAAACACCUGAAGGGUAAAGACUUAGAGUUCCUUAAACAAGCGGCCAAGACACAGUAUGGCCAGGAGGUGAGUGUGGCUCCAGUAAGGGCAGAUGGUUCAAUGAAAUCCUCUCUCAGCCGGCUGCUCUCGGAUGAGGCCAGACAGCAGCUGCUCCAGAUGGCCCAGGCCAAUGCUGGGGACCUGAUCUUAAUCACAGCCGGACCCCGAGAGAAUGUGCGCCCUCUGCUGGGGAAGCUGAGACUGCAGUGUGCUGAGCUGCUUGAGGACUAUGGCAUGCCUGUUCGUGACCCCUCACUCUUUCACUUCCUGUGGGUGGUGGACUUUCCCCUCUUUUUGCCCAAAGAGGAUGACCCAGAGAUGUUGGAGUCUGCUCACCAUCCCUUCACUGCUCCAGUCCCUGAGGACGCCCAUCUGCUGUAUACCCAACCACACAAGGUGCGUGGCCAGCAUUAUGACUUGGUUCUGAACGGCUGUGAGAUUGGGGGAGGUUCUAUCCGCAUCCACAAUGCCUCUCAGCAGCUGUAUGUCCUGGAGACCAUACUCAAGGAAGACCCAUCCCUUCUUUCUCAUCUGUUAGAGGCUCUGGACUCCGGAGCCCCUCCACAUGGUGGAAUUGCAUUAGGGCUGGAUCGACUGGUCUCCAUCAUUGUAGGAGCUCCCAGUAUACGGGAUGUCAUAGCUUUUCCAAAAUCAUUCAAAGGCCACGACCUUAUGAGUCGCUCCCCAGACUUUGUCUCUGAAGAUGACCUGAAGCCGUACCAUAUUUCUGUGAUCUGGCCUAACAAGGAGACAGAGGGAAAACAGGACAAUUCUAUAUAAGCACUUAAAAAUGUAAAUUCUUUCAUCAGUUACUCACCCUAAUGUAAUUCCAAACUGUAUCACUUUAUUUCUUGAGGGGAACGCAAAAGUAGAUGUUUAGCAGAAUGUUUACAGUAAUUUUUUGUUUUCUCCAUACGAUGAAAAUGGAUGGUGACCAGGGGCAUUUAAACUCAUAAAAGUUAAUUAUAAACAUUCAUGCACUGUAUUCCAAGUAUUCUGUUUCCAUACAGUAACUUUGUUUUAGUAACAGACUGAAAUUUAAAUAAUUCAUCGAAAAUCUUGACAUGCUUGACAGCCUAGGUCCCUAUUAGCUUAAAUUGUAAGGAAAAGAGCAGCUUUGCCAUUCUGGUUUAAAUAACUCUUUUUGUUUUCAAAGGAAGAAAGUUAAACCGGUUUCAAGCGACAUGAGGGUGUGUAAAUUAUGCCAUAAUUUUAAUUUUUUUGAUGAACCUUUCCUUUAAUUUGUGUAUGAUGUUCAUGAAUUCCAUUGGGAACGUGUGAUCACCAUUUGUGCCCAUGCCUUGUGAUGGACUUUUUUCCUUUACAACAGAGGAAGCAGGAUUACUUACGUUUCUGUGAGAAUUGAACUGUCUUCUGAGUGAAUGUGAUAUUUAAGUCCCUAUUGCUUCAUGAUCCAGAGUUGUCUUCUGUGCUGUAUCAACAGAUGACUCAUGUACACUACCGUUUAAAAGUUUGGGGUCAUUUGACUGAAAUGUUUCUCAUGUUCUUAAAAAACGUUUGAUCUGAAGGCAUAUGCAUAAAUGUUUGAAAUUAGUUUUGUAGACAAAAAUAUAAUUGUGCCAACAUAUUAAUUUAUUUAAUUACAAAACUAGUAUUUUAUUUAAAAAAAAAAAAAGAAGACUUGGACCGAAUAAUUAAGAAAAGCAGCCACUUAGUGCCCAGCCUAUAGAUGGGAACUCUGUUUAAAAAGCAUCCCAGGGUGAUACCUCAAGAUGUUGGUUGAGAAAAUGCCAAGAGUACAUUUCUGAAAAUUCUAAGCAAAGGGUGGCCACUUUGAAGAGGCUAAAAUAUAACAUGGUUUUGAUUUAUUUAGGAUUUUUUUAGUCACAACAUAAUUCCCAUAUUUCCAUUUCUACUAUUCCAUAGUUUUGAUGACUUUACUAUUAAUAUAAAAUAAAUAAUAAAGAAUGAGUAAGUGACCCUAAACUUUUGAACGGUGGUGUACAUCCUCAUCAAAACAUGCUCUAUAAUUAGUGUUUUCAAGUAUAAUUUUUUUCAUUAAAUUCAUUGAUGUAUGAAAAUGUGUUCCAUGCAUUCUAUGCUUUAGUUUCGUAGAGAGGGUGGGUUGUGAGAGUGGGUGAAUAUUUCAGUAGAGGGCAGCAUUGUUCCAUUGCAAGUGUUUACAUUGCUCAAUGCUCUUUCCCCCCAUCCAGAUGACCUGCGGUGGAGGCAGCGUGCACGCAUACCAUAUCUUACAUGUUUUUCCAACACUAGACAUACCAAAUAAAUUUCAGUUUUUGCAGUGAUGCCUUAUCUGCAAAAGCAGAUUCUCAUUUUUCAUGCCCAGGUAGUGUUAGUUUGAAGCAGACAUUUGUGUUGGAUUGGAAAAAGGCCGCCAAGCUGUGAACACCAUUCUUUGUGUAUGACAUACAGCUUUUGCUGUUCAACUAAUUAUUUUUUCUCUUAGGUACCCACUCACCGCUUCCAGUCAUGGACAUGUUUACUUUGAAAUAACUGCCCACAUCCAACAGCGAUGCAGGUAGAUGUUUCGAUUAAAGCUUUAGAACAGGGGUCUUUAAGCUCUUUCAGUCCAAAGACCACUUGAUGGAUAGAGAGAGAGCAAGGAUGUAUAACGUAUUGUUUGAAAUUGAGUGUUGCGUUUUAAGACUGGCUUAAUAAUGUGUACAAUACCAUACUAAUGUAUUUACGUACUUUAUUGUGAUGCUUACAUUGCAAAGCCAUUAAAAUAAUCAGUAUUGAUGUACCGAGUUGUAUAGGCCUAGCUGUACUUUUUUUUUACUAAGUAAAAUUAAAUGUACUGUAUGCAAGCCUAAAGGAAUAGUUCACCCAAAAAUUACAAUUCUCUCAUAAUUUACUCACCCUUAUGUCAUCCCAGAUGUGUGUGACUUUCUUUCUUGUGCUGAACACAAAAGAAGAUUUUUAGAAGGAUAUUUCAGCUCUGUUGGUCCAUUCAAUGCAAGUGAAUGGUGUUCAGAAUGUUGAGUAAACUAUCUAUAUUAAAGAUGGUCAUAAAUAUUCUUAUAUUUAUCCACCCUAUUUUGCAACAGGGAAGUAAACAAGUAUUUGCAGUAUUUUCAUGCCUCCAUGUAAACCUCCAUUCAUAUUUAUGUCCAAAAACCUUCUUUAUUUUCAAAGUCGAUGUUUUCACAAGCCAUGAAUGCAAAAUCUGCAUGUUUAUCAAAAGCUGCUAAAUGGACGACACUUCUGAUCUUUCCUUCUGUUGUAUCACAUCUCUGAUUGCCUAAAAAGCUAAAAUAGCCAUGAAAGAAAGAGAGAAUGUUCUCUGGAAAAAUAAGGAGUUUAUUAUUUUGCCAAGAUGAAACAAGGUGCGGUUUUGGUGCAGUUAUUGUUGAAGAAGCAAUAAGAGUGCACACUAAGUCGAGAUGUUUUUUGCAUUUGUUUUCUGCUCUCUUUAUUUCUCGUCUGGUUGUGUUAAAUUUGUGGUAGCCAUGACUGUCCAUUUUAGCACCUGAUCUCUCAUUCAUUGAUAGUUCCCAUGGUCUAGCAGUUGUCUGCCUGUGCAACAGCACGUGAUGAAUGGAUGGAAAAAAGCGAUAAACUGUAAAACAAUAUGCGCUACAUACCAAUGUGUUUAUAAAAAAUAAUAAUGAAUGAAAAUAAUAUGAUGACAUUCAUUGGCUGCCAGCAGCAUAAAGCUGCUAAAUUUAGUAUUUUUGAAUCUUUAAACUAGCUGGAGAUGGCUGAUAGCUCAAGCGGCCAACAUCCAAGUUUGUAAAUGGCCACGCCCAUGUUACGUUGAAAAAUAUGGUGGAAAGUCCAUAUAACUAUAUUUACACGGACUAAGCAACAGAAAGUCUAGUAGCUGUGUAUGUGAUUUGAUUGUGUGUGUGGACAUUCCCUUUUAGUGUAAAUUAACAUGAAACUUAUGAGCUUUCCUUCUGGUGUAUCACAUCUUCUCUGAUUGCCUAAAUAGCCAAAAUGGCCAUUAGUUUGUGCAUGAUACAAAUACACAGAAAAGGUCACAUAAAGGACACUGAAUUUCCCCUCUACAUUGAGUUUGCAAGUCUUGUAGUACUGUAACUCUCUGUGACUAUGGAAGAAGGAUAAUUAUAAUGGAAUCCAGCUGGGAUGCUUUUAGGCAUCCCUAAUUUGUUUCUGUGUAAUUCUGCCUAUUUUGUAAUCUUGGGGGACCAUGCUCUGUGGAGAAUAAACCAAAUGAUUUGAAGGGAAGACCCUUUAGGUAACUCGCAAACAUGGUGGGGGAUAAUGAGCUCUCUGCCUUUAUACCUUAUGUUUUCAAACGGCUGUUUUUCAAAGCACUCAGACUAGAUCCAAAAGAAAUAACUGGCUUGUGCUUUUUGCUGUUUGUCAAUCAAGGAAUAUAGGUUGCCUUGCCCAUGAGAUACACAUAAUUUAUUUCCACGAAAGUGUGACUCACAGGUCUCAUCACUGUUUUGUUCCUUUUUUUGCCCCUAGCUUGAAAGUCAACACAAAGACUUUUUGAACAACAAACAAUUAGUGGCUUCGAAGUCAAAGUUCACGUGUUUUGUCAUGCAUUGGAAAUUGAGUUGCACAUGUUCAACCUCUAUAUUUGAACAUAUAGAACUAGUCGUUAUUAGCUAUGCAUUUAUGAGUCAAUAUAAUAAAAAUGCAUCUUGUAUAUC